Lampris incognitus (smalleye Pacific opah) is the source of this 8176-nucleotide messenger RNA. It is a transcript of the gene jmy, whose product is annotated as junction mediating and regulatory protein, p53 cofactor. Gene Ontology annotation, cellular component: nucleus; cytoplasm. The coding region runs from base 574 to 3327 and encodes 917 amino acids. Lineage: Eukaryota; Metazoa; Chordata; Actinopteri; Lampriformes; Lampridae. The transcript is spliced from 10 exons. Gene Ontology annotation, molecular function: actin binding; transcription coactivator activity; Arp2/3 complex binding. The record is from RefSeq and is a predicted model, not a curated record. Gene Ontology annotation, biological process: positive regulation of apoptotic process; intrinsic apoptotic signaling pathway by p53 class mediator; Arp2/3 complex-mediated actin nucleation.
GAGUCGUCGACAGGAGCGCGCCCUCGGCUUGCGCGCCGAAACGUGUUGUCGCGGGGAGCUUUCGCAGGACGCGCCUCCGAACGCUUGUAAACAACCGCACCACGUGACGUGCCCGCGAGCCGCAUUGUCCGCGGGUGCACAAAGCGCCAGGCCAGAUGAGCGUAGCGGGUGGUCCGCCGACCCACCUGAGGAGGUCCUGCCGCUUGCCCGUCGUCCGACGCAGCUCUCUGGGAGUGUUGUCGGGCCACUUCGGCUCCCCGUCACGGCUCCAAACUCGGGCCGGGGAAACGUCGCCAGGCUUCGGUAUGUUUUCGGCUGACGAAUGUGAGAACAAAGCCGCGUAGACUUUGAUCUCUUCCCCCCCCCCCCCAAAAAAGAGAAAAUCAGCCUGCCCGCUUUGCGCGCCGCUAGCUUACAAGGUCUUAUUGUCUAGCCUGUCCCCGGCUAACACCGGCUAGCCGUUGCCCCUUUUAGCGUCGACGUCAGAGACGGUGUGUUUUUGUUUUUUUCUUCUUCUCUUGUCGGGACUAAGCUAACUUUACUCGACUUUGCUCUCCCCCCCCUCGGCGGACAAUGUCGUUCACGAUGGAGGAGUCCUUGGAGUCCGGGUGGGUGUCCGUUCGCCCCAACGUGUUCGACGAGAAAGAGAGGCACAAAUUCGUCUUCAUCGUGGCGUGGAACGAGAUCGAGGGCAAGUUCGCCAUAACGUGCCACGACCGGACAAUACAGAGGCAGACCACCUUCGGGGACUCGCUCCUCGGCCGUCCCCCCGCACGCCCCGGCCCCGCGGCCCCCGUGGCGGAGAACGGCCUCGGCAAGAGAAAAGAGGAAAUCGGCCCGGUUGCGCACGGGGGGUCGAACCCCGGGCCCGCAGGAAACGGUGCGGCGGAGACCCGAGCUGACGAGAAGAAACGUCUCACGCCGGAGUGCGUGAGCAAAGCGGUGGGUUCGUGGGAUUUGGUGACAGCCAAGGUGAUGGACGUGGAGGUGUUGGAGCCGCUCUCGGCAGACGAUGGGGGCCGGGGGGGAGGCGAGGCUGGCCGCGAGGACUACAGCUGGGCCGGGCUGUUCUCGUUCCAGGACAUGAGGGCGGCCCACCUUCACCUCUGCGCCGUCAACUCCGACCUGGAGCCGUGCCUGCCCCCGUUCCCCGAGGAGCAGUCCGGCAUGUGGACCGUGCUGUUCGGCGCGCCUGAGAUGUCGCAGCGGGAGACGGACGCGCUGUGCUACCAGCUGCAGGUGUACCUGGGCCAUGCCCUGGACACCUGCGGCUGGAAGAUACUCUCGCAGGUGCUGUUCUCCGAGAGCGACGACACGGACGAGUAUUACGAGAACCUGAGCGAGCUGAGGCGGAAAGGGUACGAGGAUGCUCUGGAGAGGGCCAAGAGAUAUCUCCAAGAGCUGUUGGAGAAGCAUCGUGCCAUGGACAGCAUGGUUGAGCUGCUACAAGUCUACCCCGAGGAAGACGAGGCCUACGGAGACCUUAUGGAGGCCACCACUCAGCUCUACCACUACCUGCUUCAGCCGUUUAGAGACAUGAGGGAACUGGCCAUGCUCUGCAGACAGCAGAUCAAGAUUUCUUUAGAGACGGAGCGCCUGGGUCCUCGUCGUGUGGAGAGCCUGAGGAAGGAGGACGAAGAGUGGCAGAGGAAGGCUCACGCGGCCGUGCUCUCCAUACAGGACCUGACCGUCAAGUUCUUCGAGACGACAAGCCGAGCGCAGAAAGCCAUGUUCGACCGGAUGCGUGCGGACCAGAAGAAGAUCGGCAGGUCGGCCUGGGCGGCGGCAGUGGGUCGCAUGGAGCGGCUGCAGUAUGCCGUUUCCAAAGAGACGCUCCAGCUGAUGAGGGCCAAGGAGAUCUGCCUGGAGCAGAGAAAACAAAAGCUACGGGAGGAGAUGCAAAAUCUACAGGACGGGGAGGAUGCGAUGCUGCGCCUGGACCAGCUGGAGGCACUUUACUAUGAGUUGCAGCUGCAGUUGUAUGACAUUAAGGCGGAGGUGCUGUGCUGCGAGGAGCUGCUUCUGACUGCCCAGCUGCAGAGUCUGCGGAGGCAAAUGACAGCAGAGCAACAGGACGAGGUGGUGUAUUACGACGCCUAUGAGAGCACUGACGCCAUGCAAGGUAUAGAGGACCCGGGGACACCCCCAACGCCACUCCGAGAUGAAGACCUCAGCCUUCUGCAGCAGAAGACACGACAGCUGGAGGCCCGCAGGGGACGCAUAACCGCCAAGAAAGCCUACCUCAAAAAUAAGAAGGAAAUCUGUAUUGUCAAUCAUAAUCAGAAGAUGCAGCAGCGCCAAGGUGGCCAUGACGACAGCGAGCCCCUCCGGCAACUGCAGCAGGGAGGUGAAGCUCAUGAAGAGGAGGAGCUGAAGAGAAAUGCACAAGUGAGUCUGGAGAGACAGAGGACCCUGGACAGGCUUCGUAACCUCAGACAGCGUUAUCCAGGGCAAGUGACUCUCAAGUCCAGCAGAUUGCGUCUGAGCCAGACUCACACCAGGAGAAGAGCGGGAGCUUCUCUUUUACCAGCAGAGAGAACAGGGCAGCCCAGCACGCAGGUGGCCAGCGUUCAGACUGACAGUACCUUAGACCUUCCAGAGCUUUCUGCACCACCUGAUGCCUGUGACAGCGAGAGUGUGUCCUUGCCACCAGUAGGACCCACUGCUCUUGAGGGUCUCGACUCUUUCCCUCCCUUUACCUCUUUGCCUCCUCUCGCAGUUGUCUCUCACCCUGCUCCCUCGACCAGUCUCUCCUUGGUCCCUCCCCCACCUCCACCACCACCACCUCCUCCUCCUCCACCACCACCCACUUCCUCCUCAGAUGGUCAGCUGGGGGAGAGAAGGGAAUGUGAUUCCCCAGGCAGCCCGGUGCAACACCCCAAAGCUGGGUCUGAGUCUCCUCCACUGCCACUGGCUCCCUUUUCCCCCCGCUUCUUUGACAGCAGCCAACUGCUUACAGCAAGGAAGAAGCUAAGGAAAACGACAUCCCUGGACUCUUCACAGUGGAGAAGAGCGAGUUCACCCAUGGAUGAGGUGCUAGCUUCUUUGAAACGUGGCAGUUUCCACCUAAGAAAGGCUGAGCUCCGGGUACUAGCCCCUGACCCAGAUGAUGAUGACAGCAACAACAUCCUCGCCCAGAUCCGGCAAGGUGUCAAGCUGAAGAAGGUGCGAACCCGGCCUGACAAGCAGUGCCAUACCAAGGGCUUCCCCCAUUCUGCCGAUGCCCUGACCCGCAGCAUUCACGAGGCUCUAAGAAGAAUCAAGGAGGCUUCACCGGAGUCAGAGUCUGAGGAUGAGGGCCUCCCAUGCACUGACUGGGAAAACUAGUUGUGGUAGUAGAAGUAUACAUAGUAGAGACACACUCACUCACCUGGAAAGUCAAACGAAACAAAAAGGUUCCUGUCCAGUGGAUGAAUUAGACUCAUGUAAGACACCUUGUCGUGGUUCGAACAUAAGUCCUUCAUUUUAUAGCAUCAGAACAGGCUGGGACAAGUUUUUCUUACAUCUGCAUCUCGCGUGACAAGAUAAAUCCUUUUACUCUGACUUCUCUGUUGAUCCACUGGCAUCGUUUCCGAGGACACAAGACUCACUUUUUACCUUUUACUAUGACGCUCUGAGACUGAGAGUUACCCUGUAGCUUGCAGCGAUGGGUUUGUUUUUAGUGUGGGGUGGUUGACACGUUCUGUUUUUACAUCCUCUCCACUGAUGGUGACCAAACCUCUAGACUCAGGUCAUGAAUGAAUGCUGUUACAGUACACAUGAAAAUACACAUAUUACUAUAUUGAACCUUAAUGUACUGUAGAUUUCAGGCAUACAAGUUCAUAAAAAGGUACACAAUAGAUACAGGACUUCAAAAUUUCCGUCAUUCUUAAUUCGGCACAUGCUCAACAAGGGGUGGAAUAUCUCACAAAUUGAAUGGUUUUGUUUACCUUGGUUUUGGGUAAUGCAUUGUUACAGUUUUAGGACCCAAGGGAAAAAUACUGGCUCUAAAUUAGUAUUUUGUGUAUUUGACAAAACUUUUGAUUAUUUUUUUUUUUUUACAUUUUUAAAUAAACACACAAACUAAUAUAUUUUAAAAGCUAUUUAUUUGACACACUUAGAGUUGUGAGACCAUUUAAAAAUUAUACCUGUGGGAUGACAUAAAAAUGUGAUUCUGAAAAAAAUCCUAUGGCCAAUACAGUUUCAUAAAUCAGUCAAUGCCAGCGUGUUAUGAUUAUAGUUUAUACUGUCUACCUCUGCAGCCAACACAUUAAAUACUCCAUACAAGGAUCAAAAAUAUACCUUUUUUUUAUCUUUGAUUCUUGCCUGACUAUAUUAACUUAAAAAUAAGUUCAGAUAGGGCGUCCGGGUAGUGCAGCGGCCUAUUCAGUCGCCUACCAACACGGGGAUCUCUGGUUCGAAUCCCCGUGCUACCUCCGGCUUGGUCGGGCGUCCCUACAGACACAAUUGGCCAUGUCUAUGGGUGGGAGGCCGGACGUGGGUAUGUGUCCUGGUUGCUGCACUAACACCUCCUCUGGUCGGUCGGAGUGCCUGUUCGAAGGGGGGGAAGGGGAAACUGGGGGGAAUACCAUGAUCCUCCCAUGUGCUACGUCCCCCUGGCAAAACUCCUCGCUGUCAGGUGAAAAGAAGUGGCUGGUGACUCCACAUGUAUCGGAGGAGGCAUGUGGUAGUCUGCAGCCCUUCCCAGAUUGGCAGGGGGGGCAGAGACCGCAACGGCUCGGAAGAGUGGUGUAAUUGGCCAGAUACAAAGGGGGAGAAAAGGGGGGGGUCAGUUAUCCUUAUGUUGUUAGUUUGCGGCGAAGAAUUUGAUACUGCCAGGUUGAGAGCGAGGAAUCUGAAAACAGGUUAUGCUCUAGAAAUGAACCUUGAGGAGCUCCUCUUUUAAUGUGUGUUGAAGAAGUUUUGUACUGUGACAGGGUUUUGUGUGAGGAGUGUGAGCUGAACCAGAUGAUGGGUGUGUUGUAGAUGCUGACCCAGAUCUUAAAGGUAGUCAGUUAAAAUUAAAUGUUCCAACGAUCCCUCAGGCAGCAGUGAGAUCUAAAGAGAAAACAAUUGACCUUUCAGCCUGAUCUACUGCUUGAAGGAUGUCGCUGCUUAGUUUAAUUACAGUACCCAAAGCGGAUUACUCUAAAAUGUUUUGACUCAUGAAAUGUAUGUCGAUUUAAGACAUAAAAUCUGCGAUAAAAUGGGACCUUAGAGGUGAAGAUAGUGUCUGGGAAUUAAGGUAUCUUGCUUAGUGAGGAGGGGUUGAGCUGCUGUUGAAUGCAAGCACACUUAAAUAGUUAAAUUGGCCUGUCGUGCUGUAACUCUACAAGUUGUCUGAUGAGUCAGAAUCCUCAACCAAUGGCAGCGUACUGAGAAGGUUUUGGGACCAGCACACGUUCAAUCAUAUAAAGACUAGUUUAAAUCUGUCGGUUGACUUUCUGGCAUCUUCCACAAUAUGACUGUGGGUAGAUUUCAUAUCAUAAAUGUUUUCCUGAUGACACUUCGCUCAUUACCGGAGCUGCUAGCUGGUUGGGAUCAACCUUUCAACUCACGGUGCCACUUUAUACAAAUGACAUGAAGCGAUCGUGCACACACCUGGUUUCUGAACGGCGGCCUGACAUGACUCGAGCUUACAAAAAUGAUAUGAGUCCACUUUCCAUUGGGGAUAACAACAGAUUCUCACACACAUUACUUUCUCCCAUGUUAUUUACAGCCUUUGAAAUGACAGUAAACCCUCUUUUAAAGUAACUUGACAAUCUAUUUUUGAAAAACAGUGUAUAACCAAGUUGUGAGACACCUGUCUCGACUGGUGUAUGACUCUUGGUUGGCUCUAAGUGGUAUUUUUUUCAUUGUUCUGUGUGCUUUAUUGUAAUUUAUACUUUGCCGUUCCUGUGGCCAAACGAGUCUCCGACCACCGGGUUUGGGUAAUCAUGCCUUCAAUGUUUACUUGGUACAUUUACAGAUGUAACACAGUUUUCUUGUAGACGUGGUCUUACUGGCUCACACGUUAAUUCCAAGUAUGAAAAGGGUCUUGGAAUAAUAUCGAAGACCCCAUGAAGUAAGUCUAUACCCUUGAACUUGGAAAGACUUUAAGUGAUGAAGUUUUGCCUGCCUUGUAGAUUUGAUGAAGAUGAGCAGGGGGUCAAACUGUGCUGACCCCUGUGAAUGCCUCUGAAGUUGAAGUCAAUUUCUCCUUAGACGUCACUAGUUCAGUAAAUUAAAUUACAUGGGUAAUCAGCUGAAGAGCUCCCAAUAACUCAUCGUGCUUGUAAAGCUGAACACAAUAUUUGCAAAAAAUGACAAAUGUGCAGUGUUGAUGUGUUGCUUCUAUGAAAAAAAACAAAACAAUCUGUAUGCUCAUCAUCCUUUUCAAGAUCACUGUGAAGUGUUUACUCUUUGUGUGCUAUAGUAAGGUAUUUCCCUACUUCAUGGGGUCUUUAACAGCUUUACAGGGUCCUGUAUGGGAGGGCCAGGCCAGCCCCCUUUUGACAUGUUGAAAUGCAUAAGUACACGUUAUUAGCAUACACAUUUCGGAAUAUAAUUGACACAAAAGUCUGGAGACGCCUGUGUACUGAAACCCACUGGCUGGGUUGCUCAGUAUGUUACUAUGUAGUCUGUUUCUCAGUUGAGGAGUCUUUCGAGCGUAUCAGCGCCCUCUGCUGGUGAAAGAAGCAAAACGCAGCUGUGCAGGCCCGAAAGCAUUGGAGGUCAUAUAUUAUUAUGGUUUUCUUACAUAAUCACAUUUUUGUGUUUGGUUUCUUUCACCUUUUUUUUUUUCUUUUUUUUUCAAAUAGUUGUUUAGACUUUCUACAGUCAUUUUAGCCAGAGUAUUUCUUUCCACAGCCUUGUUUUUUUUUCCAAGGGGGGGGGGGAGAUCAAUACAAGUCCUUUUUUAAUUUGGAAGUGCUAUGUGUAAUUCUACUUGGAUCCCGACUCUUGUCAUUGAAUUGUGUAUAAAUCGACGCCAAUAAGGGGAACGAGCUGGGGUAAAAAGGGUAGCUGAUACGCCUUUGCAGACACGUGAGUGUUUGAAUGCCCUCGGUGGACUCCAUUCACUGUGAUAGCUGCACGCUUUGCUGACAACUGCUAGUCCAAGUCUAUGGGGGGGGGGGGGGGGCAGGGUGUGAGAUGACAACAAAAACAACUCAUCCCAGGUUUUUCUUCUGUUUUGCUUUGUUUUGUUUUGCAGAAAUCUGGGGGGGGGAGUUCUUUAAUUUGUGUCAAUUGCAAGGAUUCAGCAGCUGGUGUUUGCUAGUCACACAAAGCGUCACGAAAGCUGCAGAAUUACACAUGGCACCUUUAACUGGAGGCGUUUAGUUUUUUAUAUCUCAUGUGAAUUCAAGUCAGUUGUGUGCGCGUGAGUUGUGUCAACCCUGUAGAUAUACCUAUCUCCAAUUGAAAAAAAAACAAAAACUGAAAACUUGCUCUGUUUCCUGUCCGAUAAGAAAAGUCCUCUUGCACUGAACAUCACGAAUAAGUCCGCGUGGACCUCACGACUGCUGUCGAGUCUUUCUGUUGGCCAGUCUUCGUGUUAACGUGUUUCUGCGAUAUCUCAGCAAAUGUUUACUGUUCACGUGCACUGCACGCAGCAUGCGGACGUGAUGAUUUCCGCUGCAGGGUGAUGAUUUGUUACAGCCGGUCUGAUUGUUCACGCGCAGUAACCAUAGUGACGGUCUGCAGACCUGUCAGACGACAGCAGGGUUUAACAGCUAACCAGCUGCCCGGCCACUGCUCUCUUGAUUCUCGAGUUACUUGGGCCUGUUGUGUCAGGUAUUUCUAUUAACCAAUGUUUGUGAGACAUUUAAAAAAAAAAAAAAUCCAAACCCUGAUUUAUCUUCGCUGUCUCAGUUCAACACUUGUUCGGCCUUUUGCGCGUGAGUGGCUUCAACACAACACGCCCGUCGCAGAGUGAAGUGCAAUAAUUUGUAAAGCUGAAAUUAUUCAUAUCCACUACAAUGUAAUGAAGUGUAAAUCCCGACAAUAUACCUGCAUGCUUAAAGACCUUGAUGUAUUUAUGAAGAACUUCAUAUUUUAAGAAAUUGGAUAAGAAUUUUUAAAGCAAUACCAUCAAAUGUUACUUUGUAAAAGUCUUAUUUUUGUGGCAUUUUAAAAACCUUUUCCUACCAUUACAUUCCUAUGAGCUUUUCUAUAUGCCAGCUUCAUUUUUCCAUUCAAAAUAAAGCAAAGUACC